Malaya genurostris is the source of this 1047-nucleotide messenger RNA. RefSeq names its product vesicle transport through interaction with t-SNAREs homolog 1A (gene Vti1a). Gene Ontology annotation, cellular component: Golgi apparatus; endoplasmic reticulum membrane; ER to Golgi transport vesicle membrane. Gene Ontology annotation, molecular function: SNARE binding; SNAP receptor activity. The record is from RefSeq and is a predicted model, not a curated record. Gene Ontology annotation, biological process: intracellular protein transport; vesicle fusion with Golgi apparatus; macroautophagy. The transcript has 3 exons. Bases 90 to 752 code for a protein of 220 amino acids. NCBI's taxonomy places the organism in Eukaryota, Metazoa, Arthropoda, Insecta, Diptera, Culicidae.
UUGAACAAAAAUGUAUCGUAAAAAAAUGAUAACAAUUUUGCAACGAAUAAAAGUGAAAUCAUCGGUGUAGAUUUUGAGUAAAAUUUUCAAUGGAUUUAAUCCAAGACUACGAACAGCAGUAUGCUGUUCUAACGGCAGAAAUCACUGCUCAAAUAGGCCGCAUUGUUACUUCUUUCGGAGGCGAACGUAACAAACUGAUCGCCGAUAUCGAUCGGCAACUAGAAGAGUCGCAAGAACUGUUAGAGCAAAUUGGUCUAGAAAUUCGUGAUAUACCACAGGCAUCGCGAGCGGGAUACACUUCGCGGUUGAACUGUUAUCAGGCGGAGCUUAGAAGAUUGCAGCAAGAAUUCAAUAACUCCAAAUCGAUUCGAUCAAAGUCGGCAAAUGGGUACGAUUCAUCCGUGGACGAAUUUGAUGAAAUAGGAAUUCAGGAAGAUCAGAAACGAAGAUUGCUCGAUAACAGCGAACGAUUGGAACGAACAGGAAACCAUCUAAAGGAAGGCUACCGUGUAAUACUGGAAACAGAACAGAUCGGAGCUCAGGUGCUGCAAGAUUUGAGUGAACAACGAGAAACCAUUCAAAGAGCGAGAGGACGACUGCGUGAAACGGAUGCUGAGCUGGGACGAUCGACAAGAAUAUUGAACUCGAUGAUUUUUCGAUCACUUCGAGAAAAAAUAGUUUUGAUUUCAGUAGCUGUUGCGAUAUUCCUAGUGCUCGUUCUGAGUAUUUACUUUUCAGUAUCAUCUGAUUAACUUUCGCAUAUAAUGUUUGUUGUCGAGUAUGAGUAACUUAUGGUUGUUGUGUGAUUUACAAUUUUAUUAAGUUCGCUUUUCGUUUUAUUUCCUUCAAAAUUGUUGAUUAAAUUGUAGCUAGAUAGAUGUUUUAUUGUUACCAGCCCGAUAAAUAACGAUGGACGUAUUUUGCGAAUGACUUAUAAAUAUAAAUUAGUAAAUAAGAUCUAUGAUUUAUGAUGCAUAACUUGUAUGUAUAUUCAGUGCAAAACUAGGCCAGAGUGAAUAAAAACUGUAAUAAUAAAUCACAUUCCUU